AAGGUUUUAAGAAAGUAGGACAAAAAUACAUUUUCUUAAAAAAAAAAAAUAAAUAAAAUUCAAAAUACUCCGUAUAGAAUAGGCGUGUUCUUUUUACAGUUUUACGUCACGACUCUUACCAGUACAGUAUCAUUUUUUAUCUCCUUUGGAGCUUUCACUUUUACGCUGCACACUUCCUUUCUCUCUCCUUAACUGAAGCGCGCGCAUUCUCUGAAUUUUCCAUUGAAGCGGCUUCUGAGCUUUCUAUCCUCCAUUGAAGCAGCUUCUGAGGUUUAGGGUUUGGAAUCAGCAAUUUGUUCAAAGUAAGAUGAGUUGUUGUCCAAGUUCUGGAUUCAAUCAUCAACCAUGUAGCCAGUCUCAGAAGAUGUCCAUUGGGAUAGUCGUUGAGUCCGUUGCCAAACCUCAUUGUGGAUCGAUGAAAGAAGCUGGUGUUUCAAUCAGCCAGGCACAGAAGGAAGCGUCUGUAGGAGGAUAUUUGACGGCAAAGCACAAUGUGCAUAGUGGAAAUAAGGCCUCUAGUACUGUCCCUAUGUGUAAAAAUGAUGCUCAGGAGGGUUCUGUAAUGGUUACAGCCAGAAAUCAGAUUGAAAACCAAACAUCUAGGCCGGCUACAAGUUUAUUACAUGGAAAGCAGCCAGCACAAAUGAUGCAAUCCUCUGUGAACCAAGUAUUGUUAGAACCUGUUGUUGGCAAUAUAACAGAGUCGGAAAAGGCUUCUGGGAAGGCUAGCAAGAGGGCCUCUAUGGAUGAACCAUCCCAGAAAUUUUCUUGUGCACCCAAACAGCAAGUGUGCUUGCCAGCCAAAGAGGUGCUGCCAGAGCAGCCAAUCGAAACCGAGAACAGAAACAAAGAAGUUCUGAGGAUGAAGCUGCGGGAGAUAUUAGGAACUGUUCCUUCUGGUAACAAGAUAUUAGGUGAUUCAAGGACUUGUGAGGCAAAUGAUAAUGAGAUGAUGAGAGAGCACAUUCUUAAAGGUGAUGCCCAUUCCAAGCCUUGGGAGGAUUCUGAUACUAUAGAAAAUGAUUCUGAGUAUGUUGUCAUGACAACUAAGAGACCGGUGACUCGUUCUCUUGCCAGAAGGAGGGCCCCUGCUAAGAUGCGACCAAGGAACUUUAAGCCAAAUUCGUUAUCUAGUGAGAAAGAGAAGCAUCCAAGCAGUGAUAUCUUCUCUUUCGCUGAAAAAUCUGCACCUUCAAUACCUUGUGCAGUUACUCAGGGUUUCUCAACUGUUGAGAAAAAUGUUCGUACCAAAAGGAGUUGUGGAAUCGAGGCAGGGGACAUGCUAUCUCCUAUUACAGACUUGAGAAAUGUCCAGACAGAGAUAAUUGGGUGUGAAAAGGAACCACCUAUUGUGGAUUCGCCAAAUGUUGGCGGAGUUCUAUUUUCUAAACAUGGCUGUCUUGAUGAUAAUCUUGAACCGGAGGCAGCAAUGAAGGACAUUGAUUGCAACCACUCUCCUGUAGCCAGAGAGAAAAGUCAGGUGCCUGAUGCUGAAAGUCCAGCUACACAGGAAAAGUCACAGUUUUUUGAACACUUUGGUGGUCAAUCUCCAGUGCCCCAUGUUGAUGAUUUGAGUUGUCCAUGGUACGAAAUGACAAAUACUGUUCUGAAUUCUCCUCUGCACACAUAUUCACUAACUUAUGCUAAGAAGCAGAAUGUUCAUGGAUCUGCUCAAGCAGAGGCAGGGAUUCUUUUCGAAGAUAGAUGUUUUUUCAAAAGUAGUACAGCCUCAGAGAAGGAUAACUUUGAAUCUCCUGAUGAUGCGGCUAAAUUUGAAGACCGAAAUUCCAGUAUCCCAGAGUCAUCUACAGAAGAGAAGGAUGUUGGAAAUGGGCUGUUUACUCGAAUGAGAGGAGAGCUUGAUAGUACUGAGGAGGUUUCAUCUUCUAAGAAAGUCUAUCCAGAAGUAGAUGAUGUUCACGCAUCUCCAGAGAAUGGAAGCAGGGUUGUUCAGAGACCUGUGCUUGGCCGAAGCAAACGGCAUUGCAGUCGCGAUGUUGACUUUGGUGAUUUUAGUCGUACCUUGCAUACUCCAAAAGAAAGUGGUUAUGCUGGUGAUGUGUUUACAAAAUGUUUAAAUGAAAGUCCAGAGGACGGAUUAGCAAGAGUGGUUUCUCUAUUAGGUUUGGCUUUAGAAAAGGUUAAAACCAAAAUGAUUUCAUUGACAAACAAAAAAUGUUCUGAAAUAAUGGUGUCUGCCACCAAAGAAAUACAUUCACAGCUGCUGAAUGUUGAGUCUCAGAUUCAGACAGAUUUAAUGAAACUUACAAGCCUCAAGACAUCUAAAAGGAAACAUUUGGAGACAAGGCUUCAAGAACAACAGGAACACCUAAAGAUUAUACAUGAAAAGUUCAAGGAAGAGAUCUGUCAAUACCUUCAAGACUGCCAAGGUACCAUGGAAGGGCUGGAAACACAGCAUCUUGAGCUGCAAGGGGUUAUAGAAAGGCAAAAGGUAUUACAUAGGAAACUUCUUUUGCAAACGGAAGCAGCAGUGGAGACCCAUCUCAUUGAUGCACAAAAACAAAUGAUGCUUAUCCGUAAGCUGGGAAAACAGAAGAUGCAACAAUUGAAAGCCUCUAUUGCUGGAUGUUUAUAAGAUGGAUUUUCCUGUUGACCGGUGAACUAAGAUGCCUUGUAUUAGGUGGCUAUAUAUUAUUUUUGAUUCUAGGUUCUCAUGUAUGGCUUGGAUUACCCAUUUACACGGAGGUUGUUUUGUAAUUAAGAGGAAGUUCCUAAUUCUAAAGCCUAGUGCCUACUUGAUCCUGAACUAGGGCCAGAUAAGUAUUCCUAUGCCAUCUAAGGUCAAUAGCUGUUAACUACAAGGUUUUUGGUACAAUUUUGAAGUUUAUAGACAACUCCUCGUUGAAAAAAAAAAAUUACACAUGAAUGGGUUGUAUAUGAUAACCUGUUCGCUGUUAACCAACUCAACAUGCAUACUUUUAUUUCAGCUUAUUUUCUUGUGAUGUGGGCACCAUACAUACUUGUGAUUUCUGAUUUGUGAAUAGGUUAUUUUAUUGCUGGUUUAAGUUUGUUGUAAAGGAUUGUUCCUACUUGUAGGAAAAGAGAUUUUUCAGUACCUUAUACUAUUGUCUUAGCUCUUUUGA
Molecule: messenger RNA, 3104 nt
Organism: Chenopodium quinoa (quinoa)
Lineage: Eukaryota; Viridiplantae; Streptophyta; Magnoliopsida; Caryophyllales; Amaranthaceae
Product: meiosis-specific protein ASY3-like
Exons: 10
Coding region: 308-2596 (762 amino acids)
Biological process (GO): meiotic cell cycle
Source: RefSeq, a predicted model, not a curated record